GCAGCGCAGACCGACGGUACGUUUUAUUCUACAUCUGCGUAAAAGCGACUUUUGUUGCUGAGGUUUAUUUGUGUGUAUUUGGUGAGCUGCAGUCAUGCCGCUGGUAAAGAGGAACAUUGAGCCGAGGCACCUGUGCAGAGGAGCUUUACCUGACACCAUCAGCAAUGAGCUGGAGUGUGUGACCAACAACACACUCUCUGCCAUCAUUCGACAACUCAGCAGCCUAAGUAAACAUGCAGAGGAUGUGUUUGGUGAGCUCUUCAAUGAGGCCAAUACCUUUUACCUGCGUGCCAACUCUCUACAGGACCGCAUUGACAGACUCACAAUCAAGGUCACGCAGUUGGACUCUAGUGUGGAGGAAGUGUCACUUCAGGAUAUCAAUAUGCGUAAAGCCUUUAAGAGCUCUACUGUUCAGGACCAGCAGGUGGUGACAAAGAGCAGCAUUCCAAACCCCAUUGCAGAGACAUACAACACCACAGAUAAACCACCACCUCUCAACAUACUCUCUGCCUACAGGGAUGAUCAUAUUGAUGGAAUUAAGUUCUACACAGACCCCUCGUAUUUCUUUGACUUGUGGAAGGAGAAAAUGCUUCAAGACACAGAAGACAAGAGGAAAGUGAAGAGAAAACAGAGGGAGCAGAAGCGCUGUGUUGAUGGUACGUUGCCGCGGGAGGUGAAGAAGGUUCGUAAGGCUCAUAACCGCAGGCAAGAGUGGAACAUGAUGGCAUUUGACAAAGAGCUGCGGCCGGACCAUCGACAUCAUCAUACACUUCACAAGGGUAUAUCGUCAGAGGGCUCGCUGUCUCCAGAGGGCAGACUACAUGGCCCAGACUUCCCUGUCCCAGUAUGUCACGCUCCAGUGCUAGCGAGGCACAUACACACACAGCCACAUCCUUUCAUGCCUGUGGAGACAGCUUCCUCUAGUGCAAAUGGAGGGAUAGAGCAUGAGUACCACAGCAUCGGAGGACCGAUAGGGGUGGGUGUGAGUGCUGCUGUGGGUUAUAGAGUGGGCACACUCAAUCGAACACACCCACCUCCUCCGCAGUAUCUGCCCUCUGAAAGUGGAGUCAAUGGAAACAUCAGCCUGCCACCAACAGACUAUAGUAUGAUGGAGUAUUAUGCUAGUUCAGGGCCACCUCCUCCUCCUAUGGGUCCCCUUAUUCCAUCUGCACAGACAGCUUUUGCCUCACCUCCAGCGGGCCCGGCUCCUGCUCAUCCUGGAUCAGUCACCUCAGCCUUACGCUAUCCUUUUCCACCUGUCCCACCUUCUGGACCCGCUUUAGCCCCUCCUCCUGAAGGUCCACCACCUCCUCCAGCUCCUCCCAUACCUACUCAUCCAGUAGCACUUGGAGAAGGACGGAGACAAGAUCUGCAGCCUAUCACAGAUCCACGCAGUGACCUGCUCUCAGCAAUACGCAUGGGUAUCCAGCUGAAGAAAGUUCAGGAGCAGCAGGAACAGCAAGCUAAAAGAGAGCCAGUGGGGAAUGACGUGGCCACUAUACUCUCCCGCCGUAUUGCUGUGGAGUACAGCGACUCAGAAGAUGACUCAGAAUUCGAUGAGAAUGAGUGGUCUGACUGAUCACAGUCAAACACACACGCAUGCAGACCAUUUUAUAUACUGUUCCUGUGCAAAUGGUAUGCAAAUGACGUAUGGAGACAUUCCUCUUAAAUAUAAAAGCACAAACACUUUCACUCUCACACACACAGUAGGGAACAAAAGUCUGAAAUGACUAGUAAAAAUGCUUUUUCCACUUGAGAAUUUUUUGUCCAUUACAUAUUAUAUUAUCAGCAUGACAAUUUCAAUGAAAAGCUGGCCAAUUCACUGGAAGCAAAAAAAUCUACAUUUGAUUAGUGACCUAGAAAUCUUAAAUAGCAUCUUGAAUAUUUAUUAGGAUUGUUUUUUGGAUUUUUUUACUUAUUUUUCCAGUUUUAAAUGGGAUUUAAAAAAUUUGAACCAACUGUAUAUAGUUUAGGAUUAAAAAUGACUUCUUAAACAACAGAUGCUUAUGUAAAAUAGAUGGGAGCUGUGAACAAACUGAAGAGACAAAUAUUACUGUAUCAUAUAUUCAAAAAGGUAAAUGUCCAAUUUGUAGCUGAUUUUCUAAGGCCUGAUUUUUAAAGGCUUUUGGGUUAAAUCUGGGAAUGAUCUGUACAGAAAAUAAUAAUUAUUCAGAAUUUCUAGAUUAAAAAUUUGAGUAAGUAAUCGAGGUACUGUAAGAACCUAACACGACCUGCAAAGGUGUUGUAGCAUUAUUUUUACCUUUUUUAAACAAUGGCACAGUCAUUAUUUAAUGAUCUGCGAAUGUGCAAAAGUCAUGAUUAUUUAUUAUUUCUGUUUUUAUUUCUGUUCCACAGCUUGUACCAAGAAAUGUUUGUGUGGAAAAAUCUGUGUUAACAAUGCAUUAUGAUAAGCAAAGCUCCCAUGUGCCUGACCUCUCUCUUCUCUUUCACUCUUUCUCUCUUUCUUUCUCUCCUCCUGCAGAUAUUUAAAUGUAGACUUAUCCUGUAUCAUAAAACACUUUAAAAAUUCCAUGCCUUCUUUUCCUAGUUGAAAAAAUUCUUAUUUGGACUGUAUUAAAAAAUGAAUUCAUAUGCCAUUCAACAAUAAAUAUCUAAGCAGAAUUAUGACAGUAUUUACCACUUACACAUUAUAGUGCCUUGUA
Molecule: messenger RNA, 2663 nt
Organism: Myxocyprinus asiaticus (Chinese sucker)
Lineage: Eukaryota; Metazoa; Chordata; Actinopteri; Cypriniformes; Catostomidae
Product: actin-binding protein WASF3-like
Exons: 9
Coding region: 95-1579 (494 amino acids)
Biological process (GO): positive regulation of Arp2/3 complex-mediated actin nucleation; actin cytoskeleton organization
Cellular component (GO): cytoskeleton
Molecular function (GO): actin binding; Arp2/3 complex binding; protein kinase A regulatory subunit binding
Source: RefSeq, a predicted model, not a curated record